AUGGCUUCACAGCAGGUGUCCGUGAAGAAGCAGCAAGAGCUUCAGGCCCAAUACAGCACCUACAAGGACACUCUUCAACAGGUAGCGCGUAAAAUUGGAGAUGUAGAACAGGAAGCAGAGGAGCACAAACUUGUUUUAGAGACAUUAGAACCUCUUCCUGGUGACCGCAAGUGCUUCCGUCUGAUCAACGGUGUACUUGUGGAAAGGACUGUCAAGGAUGUUGUCCCAGCGCUCAAGACCAAUGCUGAAGGCUUACGAAAGGUUCUCGAGGACCUGGUAAAACAGUACAAAGGCAAGGAGGAGGAGUUCGAGAAGUGGAAGAAAAAGAACAAUGUUCAGGUCGUGCAGUCCUAG
Pyricularia pennisetigena is the source of this 354-nucleotide messenger RNA. RefSeq lists its product as uncharacterized. NCBI's taxonomy places the organism in Eukaryota, Fungi, Ascomycota, Sordariomycetes, Magnaporthales, Pyriculariaceae. Gene Ontology annotation, biological process: protein folding. The transcript has 4 exons. Gene Ontology annotation, molecular function: protein folding chaperone. Gene Ontology annotation, cellular component: cytoplasm; prefoldin complex. The coding region runs from base 1 to 354 and encodes 117 amino acids. The record is from RefSeq and is a predicted model, not a curated record.